CAUACUUAUGUUCAAGAGCAUAUAACGCUUUACUGAACGACCAUCACUUUGGAAUGAUUCAUUCGGUCGGUAUAAAAACAUGUGCGCAACUUGUCAGUCAUUUAAACUCAAAGCUUUUAACAACAUGUGGGUACAGAUGAUAAUCUCUCUAGCCUGUGCUUCGGAGAUUUUAGCACAAGGUUUAUCGAAUGUUAGCAUAUACCGCAAACGCUUGACCAAAGCACUAAACAAUAAGGACUAUUGAAAAAACGAGUGUGUGAUCCCAUCGGGUUCGCAGUUCAGCAGGGCUACUUACCGGCCGUAUCACGGGCGAACUUCCGGUAAGACCUUCUACAACGCCGGAGAGCGGAUGCGUGACGGCUUGUGGAUCCGGGUGGUAUGUAACAAGGACCGACAAGGAGAUGCUGUUUUAAACGUCAGCAAUCAUGUAUGCAGCGCCGGAAAUUGGACUCCAGCACUUCCGGUUUGCCAAGCAUAUGCACGGUGUGGAGCGCCCCCUAGGGUUGAGAAUGCAACAGCGUCCGAGAGAAUCACGCCUUACAUAACCUUUCCCGACCAGACUGUUGUACAUUACAAAUGUAACUCAGGCUUCGAUAAGCGUGGAACCAUGUCGUACGCCAAGUGCGUUGACGGAGAAUGGACGUCAGCCGACGUCAUUUGCGUUGAUAGGACAACGAUAACGCCGGAGAAAAAAGAGAAUGAAGAAAUAACUACUAAAAAUAAUGUUCGCAUCCCAAUGACUACCGUCAAGACGAUACCAUUGUGUACAGAACCAGAUAUCCCUCACGGCAAGCUCGUGAAGGACGUCACUUCCGAUUAUUAUGACGUCAUAUGUAACGUAGGCUACAAAGCAAGAUCACUGGGACGUGUCAGGUGCGUGGGGGGGAUUUGGAGCAUGCCGAUACCACAGUGUGACAUACUGCGCUGCCCACAGUUGAGUGCCAAUUUCACAGUAUAUCAAUCAACCCAUGGGUUGGCGGUGAAGAUAAAUUGCGGCGACGACGCUUAUCCCACACUCGGAGUUGAAAGGGCGUGGUGUAUCGAGGGAAGAUGGUUGCCGAUGGAACCGAUCUGCAAAAUGUAUUGCGCCCGGCCGGCGUUUGUGCAUCUCAAGGAUGUAGUUACACAACUUCCGGUUCCGGAACUCGUAAUGGACGGGGUCAAGGCCACACAGACUUGCGCGGACGGAAGUACCCUGAUUAACUAUUGCGUCGAUGGAAGGUGGCUGAAUGGUUUCCUACCAUGUCUGUGAAGUGACUUACUACCGUACGACGAUGUUGCCGUUGAUGGAAUCCGGGAUAUUUAGUUUCAACUUAUAUCUGAAAUGUUGGAUUCAUUCGAGUCUAAAUAACUACAAUGGUUUAACAUUUUAGAGUGGGAUUACAAUUUUACUUAAUCCUGUUGUUUUAAACAUAAGGAAUCUCAUUUGUAUAUACAUUUUAGACCCAGAUGCUUCUAAAAAGUAAAAUGUGAUAUGUCCUCAGUUAAUCUGAGACUAGUGUGAAAUGCACGAAAUGAAAUUUCGAACUGUUUUCCAACUCAGUCAUCGCAUUUGCAGAUUUUGGUUUUUUGCUCGUUUGUUAUAUGAAAUGCAAAAGGAAAUAUAUCUUAAAUGUAUCGGAGACUAGUUUGAUGCCAUGGAACCGAAAACUCGAAAUUUAAAUUAACGAACACUUCGAAUUUAUGAUUUGAUACAAGAACACACUGUAUUCAUUAGGCAGUCACCUUAUGAAAAUUAUGUAUGUUCUGCAUUCUGAUUGCAGUUACAUCAACAAAAAGGGACAAAUAUACGUUUGUAUGGUGAGAUUUUUGUGGCAUAGCCAUUGUUUCAAAAGGAUAAAGAGUUCGCGACUAUAAUUCAAAACAAUAUAAAUUGUCGCGUGUUGCAUAUAUUAUGUAUAACCUUGCAUAUAUUUUAUAUGUAAAGUUUGUGAUAAAAGCUUUUAUAAAUGCAAUC
This is a messenger RNA of Dreissena polymorpha, 1957 nucleotides long. RefSeq names its product complement factor H-related protein 5-like. Lineage: Eukaryota; Metazoa; Mollusca; Bivalvia; Myida; Dreissenidae. The record is from RefSeq and is a predicted model, not a curated record. The transcript has 8 exons. Bases 350 to 1252 code for a protein of 300 amino acids.